Messenger RNA from Heterobasidion irregulare TC 32-1, 570 nucleotides. RefSeq lists its product as uncharacterized. The record is from RefSeq and is a predicted model, not a curated record. The transcript has 2 exons. NCBI's taxonomy places the organism in Eukaryota, Fungi, Basidiomycota, Agaricomycetes, Russulales, Bondarzewiaceae. The coding region runs from base 1 to 570 and encodes 189 amino acids.
AUGUCUGAUAAGCCGCCUCCACAUGAGAUAAGGCAUGCAUUGCCCUCGACACAGCAGACGCCCGUCCACGCGUCCCACUCGCGUCCCAUCCUCUUCGCUCUCCUCAAGCCCCGGCGCACUCGGCUCACAUCGUCCCCGUCGACCACCCCAGCCCGACGUACUACGCCCUGUCCGACGACGCUCGGCGCAACGCUGUCCGAUUCGAACCUCUCCCACACGAUCAACUCGCGGACGCCAAGAUCACGACACCGACCGAUUCAAACGGGCACGCUCCAAUAUCAAUCGCUCGACUCCAGCUUUGAGAGCACCCGAGACCGCUUCGAGGACGCAAGAUACUUGCCUCGGUUGUCCACCAUCAAGGAACGCAAUUUCCCGCGGCGGCCCCCGCCGAUGGACCUCAUCCGAUCGAUAUCAGCCAGCCUCUCCUGCGCGUCGUCAUCCUCCACAGAUGCCCAGACGCCUAGCUUUCUGGGCUGGCUGAGGCUCCGGCACCCCGGGGGAUACACAGAGACCUUGGCGCGCCUCGCUCUCUGUCUGCUUGGGUACAGGCCGAUCGAGCAACUCCCCUAA